AGCUCUUUGGCUGCGAAGGUGGGGGUGUCCUUUUUUCCAGCGUGCCGCAAGCGCCUAUCGCUAGCUAAAGCGGCGUGGUGGAGCCUCCCUCCACCCUCCGUGGGCACUUGGUACAGUCCCAGUGUAACUCCGAGAGAUAAAUAGAGGGAAGAGAAGCCGCCGGCUGUGGAGGAAAGCGGAUUUUUUUUCUUUUUUUGCUGUGCGCGAGAGGGCGCGGCGCAGCUUGUCUUCUUUUCUCCGACUUGAAGCGUUCUCCGCCUGGAGGGAGGCAAGCGAGUUAUGGAUCAGCCAGUGCAGACCGAAGUAUGGAAAGCACGGACGUUAGAAGAGCUGGUCGAGAUCCUGCAUCAGUUGUUUUCUGGCGAGAAAGUCAAUGUGGCAGAAGUGCAAAACGUGAUGGAAUCCUACGACAGUAACCCCGAAGAGUGGACCAAGUAUGCCCAGUUUGACCAGUUCAGAUAUACAAGAAAUCUUGUGGAUAAAGGAAAUGGAAAGUUCAAUUUGAUGAUUUUAUGCUGGGGAGAAGGACAUGGCAGUAGCAUCCAUGAUCACGUGGAUUCACACUGCUUUAUGAAGCUCCUUCAAGGAAAUCUGAAGGAGACACUAUUUGAAUGGCCAGACAAAAAGGAAGUUGGAGAGAUGGUGAAGAAAUCAGAGAGAGUUUUGAGGGAAAAUCAGUGUGCGUAUAUAGCUGACUCCAUUGGCUUGCAUCGUGUGGAGAACCCAAGCCAUACAGAAACUGCUGUUAGUCUUCAUUUGUACAGUCCACCCUUUGAAACCUGUCAUACCUUUGAUCAAAGAACUGGACACAAACAAAAAGUUAAAAUGACAUUCUAUAGCCAGUUUGGAGACAGGACCCCAUAUGGAACUUCAGUUUCACAAGAGAACAACUGAGGAGCACAAAGUCUGCUGGCUUUGGGGAAGUUU
Heteronotia binoei (common prickly gecko) is the source of this 927-nucleotide messenger RNA. It is a transcript of the gene CDO1, whose product is annotated as cysteine dioxygenase type 1. Gene Ontology annotation, biological process: L-cysteine catabolic process. Gene Ontology annotation, molecular function: cysteine dioxygenase activity; ferrous iron binding. Bases 280 to 894 code for a protein of 204 amino acids. The transcript is spliced from 5 exons. Lineage: Eukaryota; Metazoa; Chordata; Lepidosauria; Squamata; Gekkonidae. The record is from RefSeq and is a predicted model, not a curated record.